UAAAAAUAAAUGGGUUUUAGAUAAAUUCUUUUAAGUCAUUGCGCUGUUGGACCCUAACCGACCCAUUCCAUUUAGAAAAAUUUCUACAGUUGUAUAUGCGAAAGGGCUCUCUCGCUCGAUCUUCAUUAACAAAUAAUCACUUUCUGCUGAAAAUGGGGUUAUGGUCAAUACUGGAAGGGUUUUUGCUGCUUGCAAAUGCAAUGGCAAUAUUAAACGAGGAUCGAUUCCUUGCACCCAGAGGUUGGAGUUUCUCGGAAUUUUCUACAGGGCAGACCAAAUCAUUUAAAGGCCAGCUUAUUGGUCUUAUUUAUGCUACCCAAUACAUGAGACUUCCUCUUAUUCUACUCAAUGCUAUCUGCAUUGUUGUAAUGUUGAUUUCUGGUUGAUGAUUGCAUUGCUCUUUCAAGGUAUUCCUAGAAUGUGAUUUCCUUAUCUGUUCAUAAUUUGCAGAAUUCAUGAAGUUGAACCCGGAAGAUCCGAAACUUGCAAGAGGUUGUGAAAGAUUGGAGCGUUCAGUUCAAAAAAAUCAGCGGAUAAGUUCUUAAAAUCGAAUUUUAGGUUUCGUGAUGGGAUCAUAUUGAACUGGGAAAUGUAUGGCUUGAGCAUUUGUAUCAUUUGAGACAGCUUCUGCACUGUCAUUUUGAAGUACACAGUUUUAUUAUGGCUGAAAUUUGCUAUUAUUUGGCAUCACUUCAUGUAUCUGUUCUUUUGUUAAGCCUAACAGAAGUUUUUGGUCAGCUGGCACCGGGAACUUGUUUGAUUAUAUGUUGAUGAACAUGUACAUUUAAUAUUCUCAAAUAAAUUCAUUUAAUUUAAAUGAA
Gossypium arboreum is the source of this 821-nucleotide messenger RNA. RefSeq lists its product as uncharacterized. Lineage: Eukaryota; Viridiplantae; Streptophyta; Magnoliopsida; Malvales; Malvaceae. Bases 96 to 386 code for a protein of 96 amino acids. The transcript is spliced from 3 exons. The record is from RefSeq and is a predicted model, not a curated record. Gene Ontology annotation, biological process: endoplasmic reticulum to Golgi vesicle-mediated transport. Gene Ontology annotation, cellular component: endoplasmic reticulum membrane; COPII-coated ER to Golgi transport vesicle; Golgi membrane.